CCGGCUCUGGUGGAGGCAGUGGGGCUUCUGGGGGGUCCCUGGGAAGGGGCGCAAGUUAGCAGAUGUGCCUGAAGAAGUGUCUGGUCGGCCUCACGUUUUGUACCUGCUACCUGGCUUCUCACCUCACGAACAAGUAUGUCCUGUCUGUCUUGAAAUUUACCUACCCUACAUUAUUCCAAGGGUGGCAGACACUGGUUGCUGGGCUUCUGCUUCAUGUGUCAUGGAAGCUGGGCUGGGUGGAGAUCAACAGCCGUUCAAGAUCUGAUGUUUUGACGUGGCUUCCUGCUUCGGUGCUAUUUGUGGGUAUCAUCUAUGCUGGUUCCAGAGCGCUGUCCAGACUGGCCAUUCCUGUGUUUCUCACUUUGCAUAAUGCAGCCGAAGUUAUCAUCUGUGGGCACCAGAAGUGUUUUCGGAAAGAGAAAACUUCUCCUGCAAAGAUUUGUAGUGCCCUCUUCCUCCUGGCCGCCGCCGGGUGCCUGCCCUUCAACGACUCCCAGUUUGAUCCAGAUGGAUAUUUCUGGGCUGUAAUUCACUUACUCUGUAUAGGGGCUUAUAAGAUACUACAGAAAUCCCAGAAACCCAACAAGUUAAGUGACACUGACCAGCAGUACUUAAACUAUCUAUUCAGCGUGGUGCUCCUGACUUUAGCAGCUCACCCCACAGGUGAUCUCCUCAGCGUCCUGGACUUUCCGUUCCUGUAUUUCUACGGAUUCCACGGCAGCUGCUGUGCCAGCGGAUUUUUAGGGUUCUUUCUCAUGUUCAGCACCAUGAAACUAUGGCCUGGGGUUUCGCUUACUGGAGAAAGAGAAGAGCCCACAGGCUGGAGCCUUGCUGAUCUGGGCGCUGGCCAUCAGUUCUCUUGA
Odocoileus virginianus texanus is the source of this 863-nucleotide messenger RNA. The record is from RefSeq and is a predicted model, not a curated record. Lineage: Eukaryota; Metazoa; Chordata; Mammalia; Artiodactyla; Cervidae.